Molecule: messenger RNA, 2209 nt
Organism: Erythranthe guttata (spotted monkey flower)
Lineage: Eukaryota; Viridiplantae; Streptophyta; Magnoliopsida; Lamiales; Phrymaceae
Product: serine/threonine-protein kinase Nek6
Biological process (GO): microtubule-based process; protein phosphorylation
Cellular component (GO): cortical microtubule
Molecular function (GO): protein serine/threonine kinase activity; ATP binding
Source: RefSeq, a predicted model, not a curated record
AGUGCGUCUUCUCCCCCAACCCCACCUCUCUCAACCAAACACCACCAACCACCCCCACCCCACGCGCGCACACACGCACACACACACAGAAGACUAUUGUUAUAACUCGGUGCCAUAAUUAUAUCACGUAACUCGACAACUUCAUUAUUUCAGAGCGUCAGAGUGUUGUUAUUAAUUAUUUGUUAUUAUUAUUAUUUUCCUAUAAAAUCAAGAAACCAAUUUUUUUUAAGGGUUCUUCUUGCUGAAGCUGCUGCUUAAAGACCCACGAUUUGCUUUUUCUGUGAGUGGCUUAAAAGCGCAAAAUCUUGUUAAUUUGUUGCUGAAUUGAAGUGGGGGUUUGAUGGAGACAGAAAACUGUGAUUCCAAGUCAAAGAUGGAAGAUUAUGAAGUAAUCGAGCAGAUUGGAAGAAGUGCUUUUGCAGCUGCUUUUCUUGUUCUUCACAAAACUGAGAAUAAAAAGUAUGUUCUAAAGAAAAUUCCUAUCUCUAAGCAGACGGAGAAGUUUAAGCGUACAGCGCACCAAGAGAUGGAAUUAAUUGCAAAGCUACGACAUCCGUAUAUUAUCGAAUAUAAAGAUGCUUGGGUUGACAAGGGAAGUUGUAUAUGCAUUGUAACCAACUAUUGUGAAGGUGAAGACAUAUCGGAGAUAUUAAGGAGAGCAAGAGGAGUAUAUUUUCCAGAGGAGAAAAUAUGCAAGUGGAUGACUCAGUUGUUAUUAGCUAUCGACUAUCUUCAUUCCAAUCGUGUCCUUCAUAGGGAUCUAAAGUUAUCUAACAUAUUUAUCACAAAGGAAAACGAUAUCCGUCUCGGGGAUUUUGGAUUGGCAAAACUUCUCGACGAGGGUGGUCUUGCUUCUUCGGCUGUCGGAACCCCCAAUUAUAUGUGCCCGGAGCUUCUCGUAAAUAUCCCGUAUGGAUAUAAAUCAGACAUAUGGUCACUUGGUUGUUGUAUGUUUGAGAUUGCUGCACACCAACAAGCAUUUAGAGCUACCGAUAUGGCUGGAUUAAUCAACAAGAUCAACAAAUCAUUGAUCUCUCCACUUCCGAUUAUUUACUCAACCACUCUAAAACAAAUCGUUAAGAGUAUGCUAAGGAAGAGCCCGGAACACAGGCCAACAGCAGCCGAACUUUUACGACACCCGCAUUUACAACCGUUCCUUCUCCGUUGCCACAAUCCAAACACCGUCUUUCUUCCCGUGAAGUCUCCCUCGCCGAACAAGUCAAAGGAGAAAACGAAGAAAUCAUCACCUAGCAGCUCUGGCGCUAAGAAAAACUCUCUGGAGAGAGUAAAACAGAGAGAGCUUCUCCCGUUAUUCGACGAAAAUACCGACACAAAAUUUCCGAAUUUACUCGAUGACGGCGGCGAAGAAGGCUUGAUAGAAUACAAACUCGAGACGAAGAGAGUGGACCCCACUAGCUACUCCGGAAAAAUCUCACACGACAGCGAAGAUUCUAAAAGCGGUGGCACUAGCUGUGCCACAACUGCUUGCAAUGCAGACGAUCUCGAUAAUUUCGACUCUUCGUCAACUAAAGAAACCGUCAAUAUAAACGAUGCGAAGCUGGAAAAUCUUGAAUUUGAGAAGGAAAAAAUAACGGAAUCGGAGAUUUUAUCGAGUCCAAUUGCCACAGAGAAUAAAACAGAGGAUUCUGUUAUUCAAGAAAACAGGGGAUCGACCGAAGAGAGUGUAGUAAGAACUGAGGUGGCUGAAAAUGGUGAUGGUAAGGAAAAGAUCGAAGAAGAAAGUCCGACUAUGUCGAGGCAAACUGAGGAAGAACUCAUGCGGAUAUUAAAUCGAGCGUCGAUGGAUGAUUCUUCUUCGUUACAUUUAGGGCUACAUAGGGCGGAUGCUUUGGAAUCGUUGCUUGAGCUGUGUGCGAGGUUGCUGAAACAGGACAAAUUCGAUGAGCUUUCGGGUGUGUUGAAACCGUUUGGAGAAGAGAUGGUUUCUUCGAGAGAAACCGCAAUUUGGCUCACGAAAACCCUCAUGAAUGCACAGAAGUUGGCUAAGGACUCCUGAUUCUUAAUUUUUUUUUAUGAUUAGAGCCUUUUGCUCUUGAUUAAUUCUUCUUUUUUUUUUUUUUGGUUGUCUUGGGCUUGGAUGUAUAAUUUGUUUGCUACAGGAGUGAUGUUUGAUUGUAAUUUGAGGAUUGGAUUUAUCAAGGGACUUACUUGUCUAAGUUUUUUUCUAGAAUUGAACAAAUUAUGAAAA